CACCUCUCCCGGGGGCAGAUCGCUCUGUUGACGGAAGUGACCACGGAAGAAGAAGAGGAGGAGGCGGAGCAGUAGCAACAGCGAUGGUGCGGGUGAAGUCGAGGUAUCUGCUGUGUGAAAUCACCGUGUCCGAGCGGAGCCAACUGCUGCAGCUGGACGACCGAGCAGUGGCGACGGCAGUGAGGGCAGCAGUGGCCCGCACACACGGAGACUACGGAGCGGCUCAGUGUGUCAUCGGCUUCUCUGUGAAAUAUCUGAAUGCUCAUACUGGAAUAGUAUUUCUACGUUUCCCCAAAAGGUGCUACAGACUCCUCUGGUCUGCACUGCCUUUCAUAACGUGCAUUGAAACUCGUGGGCACAAAAUUCCAUGUGUUCUAAAUUGUUUGCAUGUGGGAGGAACCAUAAGAACAUGUCAGAAGUUUCUGAUCAAAUACAACACACAACAGCUCCGUCAAAUGCUUCCGAAAUGUAAAAAUGACGAGGAGAAACAACAGGUUCGUAAGGCAAUUCUGACGUGCUGUCUACCAGGCAGCAACAGAAAAGAAACUGAAGAGGAUUUUGAGAGUGAAGACGAUGAAGAAGAGUGAAUUCACAGCAUGAUGCUCUAUAAGGUGGCAGCUAUGAGGUUCUCCCAGGAUUUUUCUUUUACUGGACUGAUUUGGAGAAACAAGUGCUCAACUGUGUGGAAACAUUUCUCACCACUGCAGCUUGGUGUAUUGUUACUAAAGAAAAGUGUUUGCCUGUUUUAAGCAGAGGCACACAGUUUACCUUAAGUUUGUCUUUGGUGGUCAGCAUCAUUAUCUUUUCACAUUCAUUUUGUGUUUUGUAAAGUUUUGUGCUGAUCUGUUAUUUUUUAUAUAUAUAUAGAAAAGUAUUUUUUUGAACAUUGUUUGUCAUGAUGCCAUAAAAAUAAGUUCUUAUGACAUUAAAAAAACAUUUUUUAAUAAAGAUUGCAUGUGCAGUUCAUAUUUUGUACUAGGUACUUUGCCCAGGGAAAGAAUUAUAUCACUCACUGGCUUUACUCUGGCAUGUUGACACACUGAUGGUGUGAGAUAUCCCUAUUGUCACUAAAAUUGAAUAAAUAAAGAUAUAAAUACUUUGCCUAUAUUGGGUGAUAAAGUAA
Solea solea (common sole) is the source of this 1123-nucleotide messenger RNA. RefSeq names its product POP5 homolog, ribonuclease P/MRP subunit (gene pop5). The record is from RefSeq and is a predicted model, not a curated record. Gene Ontology annotation, biological process: tRNA 5'-leader removal. Gene Ontology annotation, molecular function: ribonuclease P RNA binding. The transcript has 5 exons. Lineage: Eukaryota; Metazoa; Chordata; Actinopteri; Pleuronectiformes; Soleidae. Gene Ontology annotation, cellular component: ribonuclease P complex. Bases 84 to 587 code for a protein of 167 amino acids.